Molecule: messenger RNA, 5550 nt
Organism: Mya arenaria
Lineage: Eukaryota; Metazoa; Mollusca; Bivalvia; Myida; Myidae
Product: E3 ubiquitin-protein ligase RNF19B-like
Exons: 11
Coding region: 176-3007 (943 amino acids)
Biological process (GO): positive regulation of proteasomal ubiquitin-dependent protein catabolic process; protein polyubiquitination; ubiquitin-dependent protein catabolic process
Cellular component (GO): ubiquitin ligase complex; cytoplasm
Molecular function (GO): ubiquitin conjugating enzyme binding; zinc ion binding; ubiquitin protein ligase activity
Source: RefSeq, a predicted model, not a curated record
ACUUACAUCGACCUAGUUUGUUAUUAUUUUUCUAUCGAUUGAAAAUCCUGUUAAACAAUUACCUUACCGUCACUAUCCAGAAAAAAUAUGUUUACGAUAAUUUCCAGGGGAUUCUUAUAAGCUAAAUGUCUCAUAAAGCCUUGAAGUAGCCAAGAAAAACAACAAUUUCAAGAAAAUGCAUACUGGAAGACAUGACAGUGAAGUUAUAUCAACCACCUCAAGCAAUUCCAAAAGUUCUGAGAAAAGGAAGAAUAGAUUCUCAUUGCGGAGAAUAUUUUAUGCUGGAAGAUCUGGGGCACGAACAAAAUCUCGCCUAAGCCUUAAUUCUAGCUCAUCUGCCUUCUCAGACUAUGGGUUUUUACCCCAGGAUGGCUUAGAAAUAGGAAGACGGGUGCUAGGAGCAGUUGGGGGCAGCUCAAACUCCACUUCCUCUCAGAGUCAGAGCACCUCUCCUCCCCCUGGACCAUUGACAGUUGUAAGCUAUGUCCCGCCCGACACUGUGAAGUUGAAAACAGAAGGGGGCAUGAGAGAGUGCCCUUUGUGUCUGAUUGAGCAUUCUGUAGAAAGUUUUCCAGAAGUCUCCACAUGUUAUCACAGGUCUUGUUUGACCUGUUUGCAAAUGUACUUACGGAUAGAAAUUACAGAAAGCAGAGUGAAUAUAGCCUGUCCAGAAUGUGCGGAAAAGUUUCACCCAAAUGAUAUAAAGGACAUUCUUCAAGACAAUGCCUUGAUGGCGAAGUAUGAAGAUUUUAUGGUUCGUAGAGUACUUGUGUCGGAUCCUGAUGCAAGGUGGUGUCCCGCGCCAGAUUGUGGAUACGCAGUGAUAGCAACUGAAUGCGCUUGCUGCCCAAAAAUCAAGUGUGAGCGUCCAGGAUGUAACACAGACUUCUGCUAUCACUGUAAGCAGAUCUGGCACCCAAACAAGACGUGCGAUUCUGCCCGUGAAGAGAGAAGAAGCCUCAGAAUUCACCGCUUACUCGAUAUUCCAAGGAAUGGCUCAUUGUAUAGCCAUGAGUCAGAUUCACAAAAAGACUUCAUAAAGCCCUGUCCCCGAUGCUCGGCCUUCAUCAUGAAGAUGAACGAUGGCUCUUGUAACCACAUGACCUGCCCUGUGUGUGGCUCCGAAUUUUGUUGGCUGUGCAUGAAGGAGAUAUCUGAUCUACACUAUCUCAGCCCAUCUGGUUGUACGUUUUGGGGCAAGAAACCAUGGAGUCGCAAGAAGAAGAUUCUCUGGCAGCUUGGCACGCUCGUUGGUGCCCCUGUUGGCAUAACCCUGCUCGCUGGUAUUGCAGUUCCCGCAAUGAUCAUCGGCAUUCCUGUGUUUGUAGGGAAAAAGAUUCAUCGACGUCUAGAAAACUCCACAAAACACCGUCACAACCUUGCUAUAGUGGGUGGGGUAACAGCUUCAAUACUCUUUUCACCAGUGGUUGCAGGGCUCGCAGUAGGUAUAGGUGUGCCAAUACUGUUGGGCUAUGUGUACGGGGUGGUUCCGAUAUCGUUGUGUCGCAGUGGUGGCUGCGGGGUUAGGAAGACCAACAGUGGUGUCAGAUUCGAGUUUGAAGAAAACGAGACAGGAAUCCCUUCACCAAUGUACUCUGGUGCUGUGGACAGUCAGAGUGUGGGCACAGGACACCAGAUUCCCAACCCCAGUAUAGCUCCCAGUAUCGGCGAGGCGAGUGUAGGAAUGAAUGUGAGUCUUUACGGAGGGAGCGGCACACAUCUUGAUCGCGCUGGUACAGGCCGAGGUGAUGAGAGUGACAGGGACUCCGCCUCGCAUCGUGCGAUUGCCGGGGCCAGUCUUAAUGGGUCAAUGUGUGGUAGCACAUAUGCAACUGUCAUUGGAAUGCAGACUAAACUCGAGGUACAAGCAGAACUAGAGUCUGAAUUACCAACUGGGAAACGGGCCAGUUUCUCUAGCGCAUCUGCAAACUUUAGCAUUGGGGACAAAUCUCUCGGUGAGAAGUCAAAUAUCGGAGAUGAUGCAAGCACUCGCGCUCUGGCUGGUUCGAUUGUCAACUAUAAGUUGGAUGCUGGCUCCCUUACAACAUCUGAUGUUCAUGUAGAUGUUGGGCGCCUGGCGGGGGAUGUGGGCAGACUGGAAGGCGAAGGUGGUGAACUGGGCUGUGAGGGGGGUCGGGCCACACCCAGGGACCUCGAUAUAUCCAGCCUUACCUCAAGGCUAUCAAACGAGGACAGGAAAAAGACAAGCUCUUGUCCAGGUUCUCCCCACAGUAACUGCGGCAGCGUGUGCGAUCACGAGGAUGGUGCUCGUCACCAGAGUCUACGGUGUCGCCGGUGCAGACGAACGGGAAAACAUGCGGAAAAACACCCCCAGCCUGAACAUAUGAAUGUUCACUUUUCGGAUCAGGUCAGCUUACAGAGUUUUCAGGCGGAAGAUGCAGUACUGGAUCUACCGAUGAGGAAACACGAUAUCGAUUCUCUUUCGGAAAUGUGCAAUGAGGAGGGAAAUGAUUAUGUUGAUAUAUCAAUAGAUAAACUUGAUAGGAAUUGCAUACGUCGGACAUCUGGGCGGAUUAAUUCGGAGCCUGCGGUGAUAUUGACUCAAGUUGAAAACGAUAAGCCAUUAUUUGCUGUCGUGGGGAGAGGGUCAGAUAGAAGGAUUAAAGAUGAGGAUAUAUCGGAGGCAACAAAACAGAAGAGCCUGUUGUCACUGUCUCAACGUUCAGACAGUAGUGGAAGUAGUAAUGAUAUUGUGAUGAGUCUCAAUAGCUCAUUGUCAGCUGUGUCGAUGAAGUAUAGCAAGUAUGAUAAAGUAAGUGAGGAAAACACCCUCUCCAAAUGUCGGAGCGAGGAAAUAUUCAUGAAGAAAAAGAAUAAAGGUAUUGAAAAUACAGUCAAUGAAAAGAGUAAAAGUGAUGAGAUUUUUAAUAAGGAAGAAGUUGGAAUGGUUAGGGGUAACAUGAGAAGGGUGCGUAGGGAAAGCUGUGAACUCGCUAUACAAAACGGUCGUAUAUCGCCUAGCUCAGACCAAGACGGACAUAUUUGAGUGGUGCUUACUUCAUGACUGAAAAAUACAAAUGUGUAUAGUAAACCAUUGAUUGUUAACAAAUAUUGAUUUACUUUUGUUUUUUUUGUAAAUGUUUUGAAGAUUUUAUUGUAAUAUUAAACAUUAUUUUGAUUGUUUUUGUAUUGAUAAAAAAGCUUAAAAAAGGAAAAAUUUUAACACAUGACUGAAGAAUUUUGUUAACAUAGAUAAUCGUAUAUGGUAGAGGUCGAUAUGGGUUUAACUUCAGGAGCAUAUAGUUAAAGUUAAAAAGGGACAAUAUGUAAAUCCUUUGAAGUUUGUUUCCUAAACUUGCAUGUUGUUAAAUCAGUAAGAAAUCGUAUGUACUAAUAGUCAUAAACGUUUAUUAUAGAUUUUUUAUCAUUGAAAUGGGUAGAAUCAUUUGUCUUUUAUAUUGGACAAUAAAUAUUUAAACUUCUCAUUAUGUAAAGCUUGUAUACAUAGUGUUGGUUUUCUAGCACAAUGCCAUGUAGCACGGGAUAUUGGUUACUGUGGAUUUAAUGUAUAAUCUAACUAUUAAAUAUGUUGCACUAAUUUUCACAAUAUGAUUUUUUUAUUUGAACUAAAAUAUGUAUGUAUAUAGCCGCCUUUAGACGAUUACAGGUAAAUAUGGCCUUAUGAGAUAUUUGAUGUGUUAGGUAGUUGUAUACUUUAUGUAGCCUUAUUGGGCGAAAAAGCUGUAAAUUAUGCUUCAGUUAAGUUUCGUUUAACAUCAAUUUAAUUGUAUUUUCUUUAUUCUAUACAUGUUGUUCUAAUGUUGUUGCUUCUCAGUGACUUUGUCGUGCUUUACAAGAUUGAUAGAUUAUUCACAUACCAUCAUGUGUUGAUUAGUAGCUAUAUUUGGUAUGAUGUAGGGUUUUAGCAAGGUUUUAAAAAGGGCAAGGUGCUGCAGAAAAGGGACAGGGUGCUUAGUGUUAAACGGGCACAUUGUAUAGGGCCGUGAAGAACUUAAAUAUUAUAAAUUUGACUACAUAUUUUAAAGAUGUGUUUAAUUGAAGUAGUUUUAGGUUUCAGAUGCCAGAUAUAUAAAGUAAGCAUGUAUUUAAAAUCAAACAUAAAAAAAGAUUUUUAACAAUAUAAACGAAAUAUUAGAUUAUCUACAGCUGUCAAUUCUAAGAAGACAGAAGGGUGCAUAUGCUGGUAACCAUGAGGGCAGACGGGUGCCACCAAAAAAGGACAGGCUGCAGCACCCUCUUUUAACUUUGAAGGUUAACCCUCAUGAUGGUUCUGCCUACAUUUUCAUUUCAAAUUUAAGAGUUCAUGUUUCUUCAAAAAACUCUAAUUGUCAUAUAAAUGCUUAAAUACAUGUAUAUGAAUUUGUAGUGUUUGGACUCUUUCAACAAAAUGUUUGUUGAUUAAUAUAAACAUGUAUCAUAUAACAUUCUCCAGUACUUUGUGUAAAAUGUUUCCAAACAUGUAUCAUAUAACAUUCUCCAGUACUGUGUAAAAAGUUUCCUUGUUAUCAUGUGUCAACAUGACAAUCGUUUUUCAACAUCACGGUUGAUAUUGUGUAUAUUAUGUUAUUGAAUAACAUGCAUUACAGUUGCAUCUGUGAACUUUCUUUAAAAGAAUAAUCGUAUCUUCCUUUUAAUAUUCCACUGUGCUAGUAUUGUUAGGUAAAUGUGUGAUACAGUGUUGUAAUGUGUCAUAUUGUCAAAGUAAUGGUCAGUUUGUUGGAUUAUCAUUGUUGUUAAUAUUCCAUACUCUUGUUUCCAUAUGUAUCCAUGUAUUUCUGGCUUACAUUGCUUUUGUUCCCGUAUUGUGAUAUUUCUUAUUUAAAAUAUUAUAAUUAUACAUAUUACAAUUUAUUUGUUAUGUGCCACAAUAUAUGAUGUGCAUCAAGCAGAAAUAUGUCUUAUUGUAGAAAUGAUGCACCUGUAUCAGUGAAAAAUGAUUUCCAAAUUCCGAAUUUCAGAAAUACAAAUUGCUGUGCUCAUUGUAUAAUUUAAAGUCCAUAGUGUUUUACUCUUAAACAUAAACAAUGCAGAUUUGUUUGAUGCAGAAAAAGGGAAAUGUCAAAUUCACUAUAUGACUUUUUUUUAUGCUAGGCAAUUAAAUACAUGUAUGCAAAAUGUUAUGACUAAGAAUUCCCAUCUGAUGUAGGCUUUUAUUUACAUAUUGUUGAUGUACAUGUGAAUGAUUUCUCAAGAUAGAUUCAAUUUUAAUAUCUUACUAAUCAACUUUCUUUUGCUAAUUUGGACUGUAAUUAUGUAUAGAGAUGAUAUACAAACACUCAAGAAAUGGAGACUUUGGUAUAAAAAUCGUUUUUAAAUUUUGACAAAAUAUAUAAAAGAUUUUGGUGGAAUAUAGAGUAUAUUGAUUACUGCCCUCUGACUGAAACUUGUCAAAUAAAUGCAAAUCCGAAGUGAAAUUGAUGAACAAAAAUAAUAUCUUUAUGAAAAUUUAAUUAAUACUAAAUGUUAGAAAUAUAUGUUGUGGCUGUUGAUUUGAUGGUGCAAUGCUGGAAUCUGUUCUUGACGUUUGUUAUGUCGAAAUUGUUUUAUAUUAAAUGCAGUGCUUUGCAA